AUGUCCAUUUGGGACGCCUUCACGGGUAAAAGAAAACAACAGUCUCCUCCGUCAGAAUCGCAAUUACCUUCAUCGACGUCCGUUGAACAUGCGCCUGCGCCGGGCUACGCUCCCACAGUAACCGAUGCAAACUCUUUUCUAGGCUCUGUGUCGUUGCCAGAUGCAUCUCAAUUACAUCCCCUAGCUGGCUUGAAUCAACAGACCCUCGACUACCUCUCCUUAGAUGAAUCAGCACUCUCAGAACUUCCGGGUGGACAAUCAGUAUUGCCAUCAAGAGGAUGGUCGGACGAUCUUUGCUAUGGAACUGGAAGUGUUUACUUGGCUGCGCUGACGACGGGUGGCGCUUGGGGUCUCAUCGAAGGCCUGAACAGAGUCCCAGCUUCCGCGCCCCCGAAGUUGCGGAUCAACAGUGUUCUAAAUUCUGUGACAAGGCGAGGACCGUUCUUGGGAAACUCUGCGGGUGUCGUCGCUAUGUGCUACAAUGGCAUCAACUCUACAAUUGGCUAUUAUCGAGGAAAGCAUGACACCACGAACAGCGUGGCUGCCGGCAUCCUCAGUGGCAUGGUCUUCCGAAGCACGAAAGGCACAAAACAAAUGGUGAUAUCCGGAGGUAUUGUCGGUUCUAUUGCCGCGGCAUGGGCUAUCACGCGAAAAGUCGUCUUCGAGCCUCCUGAGAUGAAGUCAGAGCCCUUAUAA
Cyphellophora europaea CBS 101466 is the source of this 696-nucleotide messenger RNA. RefSeq lists its product as uncharacterized. Gene Ontology annotation, cellular component: mitochondrial inner membrane; TIM23 mitochondrial import inner membrane translocase complex. The transcript is spliced from 2 exons. The record is from RefSeq and is a predicted model, not a curated record. The coding region runs from base 1 to 696 and encodes 231 amino acids. NCBI's taxonomy places the organism in Eukaryota, Fungi, Ascomycota, Eurotiomycetes, Chaetothyriales, Cyphellophoraceae. Gene Ontology annotation, molecular function: transmembrane protein transporter activity. Gene Ontology annotation, biological process: protein import into mitochondrial matrix.